AUGAAUGACCGUUAUUUAUUGCGAGCCGAGCAACGAUGUAUUGCAUGGAUAAAUUUAUUGAAUCAUAAAAGUUUUCCUAAAGAAGAAAUGCCCAUUCCGCCACUUGAUGCUUGCUUAAUAUGUCAUGCUCAUUAUCUUUCGCCAUUACGUUAUUACGAAGAUAUGCUACGUCUUCAUGAUCCUCAGGCACACAAUUAUAAUUUCCCGUUAGCCAAAUUGGCAAGGCAUCUUGAAGAAUAUUCACAACAGAUUUGGCAUGAAUACACAAAGAAACCUUGGGAAUUACCAUAUCCUUAUCUACGGUCUAUGCGAAUAAAUACAGAAGUCAAAAGCAUACAGAUAGCCGAAAGCAGUCGUAAAAAUGAAAGACUUAAACGUCAGCGAGACUUUACAAAUAAAAUGGAUUACAUGGGAUCUCUAUUUGUUCCGACCCUCGAUAUUGAUCUUGCAUGGCAUACGCACAUACUUCAUCCGCUGCUCUAUCGAAAUUUUACUAUUAAACAUAUGGGACGAGUGAUCAAUCAUGAUGAUACAUUGGCAGAGAAAACGUUGACGGACGGGUUUACGAAAACGAGUCAGGCUUGGUACAAAAAAUAUCGAGAAUCUUAUAGAACGCUGCUAUCACUUAUACUUGUAGCGGAGUUGGAUGUGGGAGUCUCGGAGCUUUUGAUAACAAUUGUGGCGGUGGAUGUGGAGGAAAGUGAGACAAAUUUGUAUCUUUGA
Ambispora leptoticha is the source of this 723-nucleotide messenger RNA. The record is from the annotation of a GenBank genome assembly. Lineage: Eukaryota; Fungi; Glomeromycota; Glomeromycetes; Archaeosporales; Ambisporaceae.